Vitis riparia (riverbank grape) is the source of this 859-nucleotide messenger RNA. RefSeq lists its product as uncharacterized. The coding region runs from base 99 to 629 and encodes 176 amino acids. Gene Ontology annotation, biological process: tail-anchored membrane protein insertion into ER membrane. The record is from RefSeq and is a predicted model, not a curated record. NCBI's taxonomy places the organism in Eukaryota, Viridiplantae, Streptophyta, Magnoliopsida, Vitales, Vitaceae. The transcript is spliced from 7 exons.
UUUCCCAAUUCACCUCCAAGUGUUCUUCUCACAGCCCAUCAAUCAUGCAUUGUAAAGGGUAAAUCAAUCUUCAGGAAGAAGAAGAGGAAGAAGAAGCAAUGGAGGAAAGCCUAGAUCACCGAAACUCUCUUGCAGCUCCCCUAAUUUUCACCGUCGUCAUCUCCUUCCAAUUCAUUUCCGUGUGGCUAGAACUCUCCAAGAAGAGAGGGUUGAGAAGUGCUGAAGAUGACAAGUUGCGUGGAGAAAUAAAGCAACUCUUGAAGGAGGCAAGCGCAUUUUCACAGCCAUCAACAUUUGCACAGGCUGCAAAACUCAGAAGGAUGGCAGCAGCUAAGGAGAAGGAACUUCUGAAAAAUCAAGAAUCACUCAACAGGGAAAAGAAAUCGUCUUAUGAUUCUUAUCUGAAAGCUCUGCUCUUUUUGAAGGUGUUUUUUUAUUUUGUGCUGGUUUGCUGGUAUUGGAGCUCUCCUGUUGCUGCCAUAUCUAAGCAACUUGUGCAACCCUUUGGAAAGGUGUUAUCUUGGAGAUCUGGGGUUUCUUCGAAUGACAAUGUUAUGGUUGGAAUUAUUCCAUGGCUGGUAUUGUCUACCAGAGUAAGCAAAUUCAUCUGCCGAAAAGUCCUCAAUUAAAGGAAAGAGGUAUAUGAGCAACCUUGUUUCUGUAUUAUAUACUGUUUUAGCUUUGAACGUUGGGUAUGUAAAUUCAGUUUUGGAACGAUGAAUGUUAAAUCAACUGCCCGUCGACUAUUUUGAUUCUGUAUUAUGCUACAUUGUUGAACCUUGCAUUUCGGAUAUGUAAAUUUUGUGGAGUGGUGAAUGGAAUAUCAACAGCCUGUUAAUCGGUGGGUUUAUAUCUCUCA